AACAAACAGGAACAACCUCAAAGACGACAAUUUUACUCAAGACUACAGCAGGCAGAACACAGUUUCCAUCUCCGACUGGUACGUGCUUCAAAUUCAAUAUUAGGGUUUUUAUUUUAUUUGAAAUUCAGUGCCUCAGACAUGGAAAAACGGCUAUAUUUAGCUUCAUCGUCAUCGUCAAAAUCAAAAUCAAUUCCUCCCGAUUUGAUCUUUGAUAUUUUCACGAGACUCCCCUUCAAAUCUCUUAUUCGUUUUAGGUGUGUUUCCAAGCGCUGUUACUCCAUCGUUCCCAAUCCAUCUUUUGUAAAUUUACAUGCUAUUCGCUUUCCAUUCAAACCACUCGGCUUGCUCAUCACCUGCCCCACCACACUCCAAACAGGCCAGCGUUUUUUCUCCGUUGACUUCAACGGCGGAGCUGCCGUUGAUCUCCUCACUAUCCCUCCUCGCUUCUCUCGGUACUCCACCCACUCUGUUAACGGUUUAGUUUGUAUGGAUUUCGGCAUUUGCGCCACUAUAUGUAAUCCCAGUAUGAGGCAAUCUGUCGAUGUUCCAUUGAUUUGUUCGUUAAACUCUCCGUUGGUAAAUUCAACAUAUUAUUGCGUCAAUUCAUUUGGUUUUGACCCUAUUAGUAAGCAAUACAAAGUUCUAAAUUCGUGGGGUAUUCCUGGUAGAGAAACUGAGUAUAGGGUCUUCACCUUGGGGACUAAUUCAUGGAGGCUAGUUAGCGGUGGGCCGCCUUGCUACCCUCAACGCCAAAGCAUUUGUGUAGAUGGGAUUGUGUAUUUAAGAAGUUGUACUUUCAUGUGUAGUGAAAAUGGAAAUGUUCUGGUGGCGUUUGAUUUGCAGACUGAAAGUUUUAGUGUGAUUACAUUGCCUGAACGGGCUCCAGAAGAUGGCCGAAAGUCUGAUUUGAUUGUGUUUAGAGGGCGGCCGGGUCUAGUCAGUUAUCGGAUUGAUAAUAUAACUCCACAGGAGGAGCAGAAUUACAUUGUUGUGGGCACUGUCCCUUCAGGCGAGAUCUUACUGGUACCGAAGAUUUUAUCAAGUCAUCUUUUUGUUGUUUAUUAUGAUACUGAGAAAAACUGUUCAAGGAAAGUUAUUAUAUCUGGGCUUCCUGAGUAUCGGCAGAAUGAUUUAUUUUCUAAUAUCGUAAGUUUCACCAAUUAUGAGGAAAAUAUUUUGUCAUUUAGGUAGAUGGGAAGGGCUUCCUGGCUCACAGAAUUCGACUUUCUGUGGGAAAGGGAACACAUUUCGUGGUUCUGCUUUUGUUGUAAUUUUAUCUUGUAGAUGUUCAAGGCUAAUGGAUAAGUAAUCCAUUUAUCAACAUUUUCACCUUGAUCAUAAUGGCAAAAAAUUAUUUUCAUUUCUGCAA
Molecule: messenger RNA, 1369 nt
Organism: Mangifera indica (mango)
Lineage: Eukaryota; Viridiplantae; Streptophyta; Magnoliopsida; Sapindales; Anacardiaceae
Product: F-box protein At5g62510-like
Exons: 2
Coding region: 139-1191 (350 amino acids)
Molecular function (GO): protein binding
Source: RefSeq, a predicted model, not a curated record